GUGUAUCUUACAACUAACAAGCUCUUCAGUAAAAGCGGGUGCAUUUCGGUGUUUCGGAUAACUUGCGAUCUAACCUUACUGCUUCAUUCGCAAAAAUGACUUGAUCAGCCAUAAACGGAUAUACUAAACUUACAAGCUUUGUCAGAGGUCUAAAAGUCACUCGAGUAGGCUAGAUAACAGCAAUCAACCAAUAACAACUUUGUGUGGUGAGGAAUCUACACCAAACAGGAACCAUUUGCAUAUAAAGACAACCUCAACACCUGCUGUCUUAUACUGAAACCACAUCAGCUUCAUCAAAGCUCAAGCAUGAGUAUCCAGUCCAUCAUCAACAAAGAGAUCUUUGCCCCCAGUGAUCAGAAGUUGUUGGUUUCCAUUGAGGUCAGAAGAAGGAACAAGAGAAAACUCCCAUUUCUAUCUGCAUCCCGCAAGGGGAAGUAUGCCACAUUUAUCUGCUUGUCAGCGACUAACAAGCUCCCUGCUCAGCUCUUCAUCACAAAGGUGAAGCAGUUUGAGGGCUCCCCUCGCUUCGCCAAGAGGUCCCAGUGGACUGUGGAGCAGCUCCGUCAGGUCAAUGGCAUCAACCCCAACAAAGAUUGCCCUGAGUUUGAUCUGGUCUUCGACCGCUCCUUCGACCAGUGGGUGGCUGGGUCUGAUGCCGAGAAGUGCAUGUUCAUCCAGGUCCUCUACCAUGCCUGUCAGAACAACUGGAUGUGCAAGGAAGGCCCAGCCAAUCCAGGUGAGGUCAGAGACCCACAGAAACCUGGGGGAUCAGAGGGCCGCAAGGGACCAGCCGUCCCACGGACAAACUUCAUCAACUGCCAGUCCAAACUGAUGGAAGAUGCCUGCUCGAUGAACAUGGUUAUCUACCGCUGUAAGAUCUUCCUGAACCGAAUGAAAUGCAGCAUGCUACCUCCUCCACGGCGUCGCCCUGCGGCUCAAGGGAAGUCAGCCGGGGUCAAAUCCAGGACACCGUCCCCAGCGCGGCCUGCUCGGAGUGGCAGCAUGAAAAAAGCCGUCCGCAGGGCUAGCCAGGCACUGGGCGAACGAGGGGACCGUCUGUUGCGCGCCGAGGACAAGACUGCCCACAUGAAGGACCGUGCCAGGCUCUUUUCUGACACUGCAAACAAGCUGGCUUUGAAGUACAGCUGCUGACAGGGAGAGUGUUGGAGAAGGGCUUACCAUUACACAUGCUGGCCAUCCUCUGUGUGUAUAAUUCUGUAAUAUCUACAAUAUCACUAAUUUUGGCUGUAGGAGUGGCUGUGCUCUGUAUUAUUUUAAUAUUUUCCUAGUGUGGCUGUCAACAGGCCGUGCAUGAACUGCUCCUCUUUGUGUCACUUGAAUCAGUGCAUCAGUGCAUAGAACUGUCCCCAGUAGGCAGCACAGACGACAAAGAGUGCCACCAUCACCCCCCAGCUAAAAGCAUGACUUCUCCUCAGCUGGCCAGAGCAAGAGGAGGAUCACAUGAUUUGCAGGAUUGUGACCACAAGGUGGCCUGAGACACUAGAUGGCGCCAGUGAGCCACAAUGCUCUUACUCUCUCUCCGGUGUUGGUUGAGGGAGUUUGUUUCCCACUAAAGGCAUGGGGACUUUUGAAUGAUCUUUUAAAGGGAAUACCAAAGGUUAUUAGACAAGCCAAAUGAUCUGUAUCUGAAAAAAGUAUGUUUAGGUCUAAAUUACCCUAAAAUCUGUUCUCUUUGGAUUAAUGCACGCUUGAAUGGUCCAAACAUGCACUGGUUUGGCAGUGUGUUGUUCAUGUAGAAAGGAGUACUGGUGUGACAACAGAGCUCUUGCAGGGACUAUAUUCCCAUCCAAUACAUGUUUACUAAAUAGUUAUUUGUGCUAUGAAUAGAUCAACUGAAGCAGGAACUGGAACACUUUACUUUAAAUGUGUGUGGUUAUUGGGUUGCUGUCUUGUUCUGCUUGUAGUUUGUGUGAGUUUUUUGGGAUGAAGGAGCAAUCUAGUGUGGUACGAGGGUUAAGCUGAUGUGAGUUUUGAAGUCAGGUAUUAUCUUUGGGUUAUUUAAUUUCACGAGGACAUAUGAUGACACAGUGGUGUAGGUCACAACAGCAAUAUAUAUAUAUAUAUAUAUAUAUAUAUAUAUACCUAUAGUUUCUCUGCAUUCUAGGACUUUCUUCAAUUUGUCCCAUUCAUUUAGACUCUUUGCCAGACUUUUGCCAGUGUAUGAUUGACCAUAUGAAUAGGGAGGGCCUGAAAGCUUUGUAUGUGCAGUAUCUCUUAACAACUGUCAUUUAUACGAGAACAUUGGCCUCUUCACACAGUAAUGUAUUGCCUUGUCAUAAGGCCCUUGUGAUGGCUCUAACAUACUGCGUGUCUAAUGCGUUUUUAGAAGAAGUUAAUUUUGUAUUGUGUGUAUACAGUAAGCCUUUUUAAGGAGCUUAUAUGUGGCCAGUGGCUCGUGCAUGCUCAUUGGGUUAUACUCACACUGUCAUGCUUUGACAAGGCCUUUUAUCUUUUAUUUUUUAAUGUAUUUUUAAACAUCUGCUGACAUAAUGUGAAUGUCUAUAUGAUGUCAUUACUACAUUCAGUUUUUAUAUGUUGGUCCCAUUUCAAAGAGGUGAGUGGUAGCAUGAAGGAAGGUCGGGUUUGUGGUUAUUAAAGUGUGUCUAUAGGUGACAGAAAGUACGCGAGUGUAGCCCAGGUGGUGAAAUGUGUGGAUAGGAACUGUGAGCUGAAGUCGAAACAUGUAUGCGGUCCUUGUCACUUCAGUGUUUUCACCUACUAGCACGACAUGUGUUUGUCACUUCAAAUGUCAGUCCACUGUGUGUUUGUGUGUGUGUGUGUGUGUGUUCAGUGAGUCUUCUGACUGAAAGUACCCAGCUGUGCCUGGUGGCUUAACCUCUUUUGUGUUAAAGAGAAGCCUGUGUAUACUCUCUGCUACAAAUGAUACACUGAACAAAUGUCUAAAUCUCUGUUCAUUUUUUUCUGUAUAGUCACUUUUUCAGUUCAUGUUUUACAGUAACUGAUUAUGUUUCUUGUCACUCUGACAACCUAAGCCUAUUGUAUUACAAUGUACACCAAUUAUGUUCACUGAUGUAUUUGUUUGUGAUUGACAGUGGAAGUGACCAAUUACAGCUAAGAAGCUAGAAGCUGUUUUCAAUUGUUAAUGAAAUAUGCUGGUGAGAGUCAAGCCAUGCACAGUGAACUUUUUGACCUUCCCUGUCUUAGUCUGUAUUCAUUAUGAGUUUGGCUACAGUUUUGUAUUUCUUGUACUUGUAUUUGUUACUACUAAAGCUGUUAACACUCCUCUUUCUGUGAAGUAAAUGAAACGGGACCCA
Clupea harengus (Atlantic herring) is the source of this 3296-nucleotide messenger RNA. RefSeq names its product syntaxin binding protein 6 (amisyn), like (gene stxbp6l). NCBI's taxonomy places the organism in Eukaryota, Metazoa, Chordata, Actinopteri, Clupeiformes, Clupeidae. The record is from RefSeq and is a predicted model, not a curated record.